GCGUAUGAUCACGUACAUCGACUUAAUAUCGCUGAACCUUACACUCCAAACCUUCCCGCACGUUCCAGUCCUUGCCGAACACUCCGAACCUUGCGAACGAACUGACCCAGCAACACUUGAGCGUUCAGCAUCCAGGCACGUGCCCACGCGUUGAUUGGUCGCGUCCCGACCUUCAUACCACCAUCACUUCUACAACCAACAUCGCAAACGCGCAAAAGCACCGAGACCCGCACUUGAAGCUUUUGAAACAUCAACGUGUAAUAUAGUAAUUGCAGACAACAUGUCGCGACCGGCGGCGAAGAAGGCAGCGCCCAAGGGCGAGUAUAUCGAGACGGACUCCGGGAACAAGGUAUCCCGCCGCGCCGCCAUAACCGGCACCGCGAACAUCACCCUCGGCGGGCGCACCGUCAUAAUGGCGGACGUGCAACUCCGGGGCGACCUGCGCCCAACACGCUCAUCGGCCACGCAGUCGGGCAAGGAAGCCGUAUCGACCAGCAUCAUCAUCGGGCGGUGCACCGUGAUCUCCACGGGGAGCGUUAUCAAGCCGCCAGCGCGGAUCAGCAGGGGCGAGAUCCACUACUAUCCGAUCAAGAUCGGGGACAAUGUUUUUGUUGGCCCCAACUGCACAAUCUCCGCCAUCUCGAUAUCCUCACACGUCCACAUCGGCGCGCACGUGACCAUCCAGCCCUUCGCCAUCAUCAAGGAGAACGUCAAGAUCCUGCCGCACACCGUGGUGCCGACGAACAUGGUGAUUGCGUCGGGGUCGGUGGUGGGCGGGCAGCCUGCGCGCGUUGUGGGGGAGGUUGGAGAGGGAUGGGGGGUUGGAGGGGGAGGCGCGGGCGGCGGGCUGGGAGUUGGAGGGGGAGGGGAGGAGAAGUGGGUUGAGGGAGGGGAUUUGAGGGAGUUGGUGCGGAGUAUUAAGUAG
Molecule: messenger RNA, 925 nt
Organism: Boeremia exigua
Lineage: Eukaryota; Fungi; Ascomycota; Dothideomycetes; Pleosporales; Didymellaceae
Product: trimeric LpxA-like protein
Exons: 3
Coding region: 281-925 (214 amino acids)
Source: RefSeq, a predicted model, not a curated record